Molecule: messenger RNA, 3671 nt
Organism: Columba livia (rock pigeon)
Lineage: Eukaryota; Metazoa; Chordata; Aves; Columbiformes; Columbidae
Gene: ACOX1
Product: acyl-CoA oxidase 1
Exons: 15
Coding region: 401-2182 (593 amino acids)
Biological process (GO): fatty acid beta-oxidation using acyl-CoA oxidase; lipid homeostasis; very long-chain fatty acid metabolic process
Cellular component (GO): peroxisome
Molecular function (GO): FAD binding; fatty acid binding
Source: RefSeq, a predicted model, not a curated record
GGGGGCCGAGGUCGAGCGGAGCGGCUGCGAUGGCGGUGAACACGGACCUGCGGCGGGAACGCGCCGCCGCCACCUUCCAGCCCGAGCUCCUCACACACAUCCUGGACGGCGGCGCCGAGCGCACCCGCCGCCGCAAGGAGAUCGAGGCCUUAGUUUUUAAUGACCCUGACUUCCAGCAUGAGGAUUUGAAUUUCCUGUCCCGCAGCCAACGCUAUGAACAAGCCAUCAGGAAGAGCUCUCUGAUGGUGAUGAAGUUAAGAGAGUAUGGAAUUGCAGACCCGGAGGAGAUCUACUGGUUUAAAAGAACAUGCUUGGGCAAUUUUCCUGAACCUUUCGGUCUCCACUUCAGCAUGUUUCAAAAUACCGUAGAGACCCAAAUGACUGCUGCUCAGAAGGAGAAAUGGCUGCCUCUGGUCCAUGGAGUCAAGAUAAUUGGCACCUACGCCCAAACCGAAAUGGGACAUGCUUUGUUCAUCGUGGACGGCCUGAACCUCUGGACCUUCAUCUGGGCAUGUUCCUCCCCACUCUUCUCACCCAGGCAACCCCAGAGCAGCAGGAUCGCUUCUUCAUGCCUGCCUGGAACCUGGAGAUCAUUGGCACUUAUGCCCAGACGGAAAUGGGCCAUGGAACUCAUCUUCGGGGUCUAGAAACUACAGCUACUUAUGACCCUGCUACCCAGGAAUUCAUCCUCAACAGCCCCACUGUGACCUCCAUUAAGUGGUGGCCAGGUGGACUUGGAAAGACAUCGAACCACGCCAUCGUUCUAGCUCAGCUCUACACUCAGGGCGAGUGCAAAGGCCUGCAUGCCUUCAUUGUUCCCAUACGGCAGCUGGGCACCCAUGAACCUUUGCCAGGUAUUACAGUGGGUGACAUUGGGCCAAAAUUUGGUUAUGAUGAAAUGGAUAAUGGCUACCUGAAAAUGGACAACUUCCGAAUUCCUCGGGAAAACAUGCUGAUGAAAUAUGCCCAGGUUGAACCAGAUGGCACCUAUGUGAAACCACUUAGUGACAAGCUGACCUACGGGACCAUGGUGUUCAUCCGAUCUCUCAUUGUGGGUGAUUCAGCUCGCUCCCUGUCCCGCGCUUGCACGAUUGCCAUCCGCUACAGUGCAGUGAGACACCAGUCUGAGCUAAAGCCUGGGGAGCCAGAACCCCAGAUCUUGGAUUAUCAGACCCAACAAUACAAACUCUUUCCUCUCCUGGCAACAGCAUAUGCUUUUCAAUUUGUGGGAGCUUACAUAAAGAACACCUAUCAUCGAAUUAGUGGAGACAUCAGUGAUGGAGAUCUGAGUGAGCUUCCAGAGCUGCAUGCCCUGACAGCAGGGCUGAAGGCGUUCACCUCCUGGACUGCCAAUGCUGGCAUUGAGGAGUGUCGGAUGGCUUGUGGUGGGCAUGGCUACUCUCGCUGCAGCGGCAUUCCUGACAUCUAUGUCACCUUCACCCCAUCCUGCACCUACGAGGGAGAAAACACCGUCAUGAUGCUGCAGACAGCUAGGUUCCUCGUCAAAAGCUACACUCAAGUGAGUUCCGGGCAGCGGGUCACUGGCAUCGUGUCCUACCUUAACGAACUCCCCAGGCAACGCAUCCAGCCACAGCAUGUGGCUGCUCCAUCUGUGACUGUGCGGAUCAGCGAUCCAGCCGGCUUGGUAGAGGCCUACAAAGCACGUGCUGCCUGGCUUGUAGAAACUGCAGCAAAGAAUUUGCAAGCUGAACUGAACCACAGAAAGAGCAAGGAAGAUGCCUGGAACAGAACUUCAGUUGAUCUUGUGCGAGCAUCUGAGGCACACUGUCACUACGUGGUAGUGAAGCUUUUCACUGCAAAGCUCUCUGAGAUCACUGACGCAGCUGUCCGUGCUGUCCUGACUGAGCUGUGUCUCCUGUAUGCACUGUAUGGUAUCAGUAAGAACACAGGGGAUUUCUUGCAGGCGGGUAUUUUGACUGAUGCCCAAAUUACUCAAGUGAACCAGCGUGUGAAAGAGCUCUUGGCUAUAAUUCGUCCCAAUGCAGUAGCACUAGUAGAUGCCUUUGACUUUCAUGAUAUGCAUCUUGGAUCUGUGCUUGGCCGGUACGAUGGCAAUGUCUACGAGAACAUGUUUGAGUGGGCAAAGAAAUCCCCACUGAACAAAACAGAGGUUCAUGAGUCUUUCCACAAACACCUGAAGCCGUUGCAAGCCAAGCUGUGAAGCCUGCUGGUUUUGGAAAAUGCACACUUUUCCUGGCCUGAAAAUGGGUGUUGGCGUCUGUUCCUCAGGCACCUGAAUCAAACCUUUCAAAUCCUGGUAGCUGUAGGACAGUGAAUAAUUGUAGCCACUCUUUCCACUUAUAUAAAUCGAGGUGUUUGGGGAGAGUGCGUAGGGAUUGAUGCCUGUGUUUUUUUUAAAGUGCAAUUAUAAUGGUAAAAUUAACCUUUUGAAAAGUUUGGAAAGCUUUAUGGAUUCAUACAAGGAUUGCUUUUGUGAAGCUGCUAACUAGAGAGAAGUUAAUGUCAACUGGAAAGGUAGCAGGAUUUUACUACUAAGUAGUUAACAGCCCUAAGGCAGUAACUUCUAAUGAGCAGUUAUGUUCUCCCCCCAAAAGCAUCAAUGUCUUGUUUGUAAGAUUAGCACCACCUCUCCUUGUUUGGCAAAUAUUUAUGCUCUCCAAAGCCUCCUGCAUAGUUUUGUGCACAUGAAUCUGCCUGUGGCACCACUUUGAGGUAACUGGGAAGUAAAAUCCUUAUCCUCCCCUGGAGCCUCUGCUUCCUUCAUCUUUCCAGAAGACAUCUUCACCUUUUCCAAUACGUCCUUUUUUCACUGCCCUGCAGAAACUCCCUUUGCCUCUCUGCCAUCUCCAGCAUUGGCACCUUACUCAUUGUUAACAGGAAGUCAAAGGAGAAUAUAGUGAUGCUGCUCUGAAGAAAAAAAACAAAUAGUAAUAAUCAGCUGGGUGCUGAUAAUAAUGUUCUGCCCUUUUAACAGUUAGUAUUUUUUUUGUAGUACUAUCUCAAAGCACUUUACAAAUGUUAAUUUCGGUGAUUUGUUGUGAAAAACCACAUGGAGUGGUAGAAACUGCAAAUUUGACCUGGAAUGAUGAAGCCAGUGUUUGAGGGCAGAAAUCAGUUGACCGAGGUCCUUAGGUCUUCAGAUUGUUCUGGGGUUUUCUUCUGUUUUUUCAAGGCAUUCUUCAAGAAAAUGACAAUCCCAAGUGUCCAGAUCUUUCUUUUUUUUUGGUGUGGGGGUUUGAUUAUUUUUUGUUUUCCUACCCAUGUUUUUCUAAGGAGCUUUCUCUGAUUUGCUUCAUUUUGGUUUUAUAUUGACUUGGGACUUGCACAGUGUUGUCUGGAUUAACAGAUGAAAGAUUUCCCUUCUAACGGAACCACCUGAUGCCCCGUGAAAUCCCUACAACUACACAAAAUCCUUGCUGUUCUUCAAAACCAAGAACAAUAAAACCUCUCCACAACAGAUAAAAGCAACUUUGAGCUUUUAAAAUGGUAAAAAGCUUCAGCACAAACACAGAUCCUGCAGUUCUGAGGCAACAUCUGAGAAGCUGCUUCUCUGCCAGUCUCUCAUUUUGAAUCGCUUUUCAUGGAGGACUUUUCCUCGUCCUCACAAUGAUCAGACACGAUGUUUGGCUCCACGUGCAGUAGCUUAACAGAAAGAUAUGUAUAAUUUUAAAUAAAGUAAUCAAACCUGC